Molecule: messenger RNA, 3435 nt
Organism: Blastomyces gilchristii SLH14081
Lineage: Eukaryota; Fungi; Ascomycota; Eurotiomycetes; Onygenales; Ajellomycetaceae
Exons: 1
Coding region: 1-3126 (1041 amino acids)
Source: RefSeq, a predicted model, not a curated record
AUGGCUUUUGGAGCUGGGGACUUGACCAUGCCACAGCAAAAAGCAUAUGAGCCUCUGCAACGUUUCCAGCAGCACCAGAUACAGGAAACAUAUCAGACUCAGCGCCAACCCGUGCAGCAGCACCAACUGCAGGGCCAGCAGCACCUACCCCACAGCCAGCAACACCACCCUGCGCAGCAGCAUCAACUACAGAACCAGCAGUACCUACUCCAGAGCCAACAGCACCACCCGGACCAGCAGUACCAACCGCAAAUCCAGCACAUACACCAUCAACUCCAGAACCCACACCAGCAGCAGCAGCAGCAGCAGGACCAGCAGAUACACCAGCAGUACCAGCACCUACUCCAACAGCAUAACCGAAGGCAGCUUGGGGACAACCAGCAGCAGCAGCAGCAGCUACAGCUCCAAUUCCAGCACCAGGACCAGCCGCAGCCCCAGCAAUACCAGUCCCAGGUACAACAUCAUUUCCAACAUCAGCCACAAGACCAACUCCUGCGCCAGAACCACCAGCAGCACCAGUUUCAGCUCCAGGAAGAGGGGCUACAGAGGUGGAGUUUUCCAUAUCAGUUGGGUCCACCAAUUCCGGGGUCGGGGGUAUUUCCAAGAGUAGUUGACCUGCCAGAGGAGCAACUGCAGCAGCAACUGCAGCCUCGGGAUAUAAACAUAUAUUCGUCUCAACCACCGCUACACCAGUACCAGGAGGGACAUAGAACAGGACACAAAAAGACCGCAUCAUGGCCUCAAAGAAUAGGAACGCAGAGGCCUCCUCCACAGAGUGGAAAAAGGGAAAGGAGCAGAUAUACCCGCGUGGAGCACAGAGGGACUAGACGCAAUUCCAAUCGCACUAGCGAAUCUAGGGAGAUAGAACAGUCCCAACCGCCAGUGACAACAGGUCGACCUCAAUCUAACUUAGCGCAGGAAAGUUACAGCAAUGUUGACCAUCCUCUGGGGCCGAACCAAACUGAAGCUGUUGGAAAUUAUCCAAUCCAGGGAGUUGAAAAUCAAGUCGGGUACCUUGGCCAGGGAGCGAGCAGGACUACGACCAUAGGAACUCCUGCAUCCAGAAAAAGCCCUGGUCGGACGCCAAACCACACGGGGUCGCAGAGCGAUGGCAUUGAUGACCAUCAAACUGAGGAUUCUCGUGGUCCAAAUUGUCCUGUCGGGGUUAUGCAAACUGGUAGGUUGCAUCAAAUGUCCUCGCCUGAAAUGAACCCGCAACGGGCACAACUUGGUAAUGACCCACCUGCUCUGCAACCACAUUUGGCGACGACGGGACCCUUGGGAAGCAGUGGGGUUUCCCCGUCGUCAGUGCAAGAGGUUGAACGGAGGACGCCGUGGGAAUGGGAUGCAAUUCUUGCGAACCCUAAUAGUAUACCACACCAGAGAACAACUCACGCAAACUCGGAGAUGCGAGAUUCCAGAGGCAUGUCAGCAGAAGAACAUGACGCAUUAUCCAACCCGCCAGAUCCCGGGCAAAAGUCGUCCCGAUCUUCUUCAGGCCCCGUUUCGCCGACAAUAAUGGCACCCAUAACUAGUACUGGCGAGGACCCGCUGCUCAUGCUGCUGAGAGCGGCUGAAAUGAUUUUAGGCCCAUUGAUACCCAAAGGCAUGUCCUCAAAUGCAAAGGAAGCUGGUGGUGAGAAGCUAACUGCAAGUCAGAAAGUGCUCCCGCUCCCCGUUCACUUCAGUCUUCCUUAUGCGAUGAGGACGAGAGACCACUCAAACCCGAACGCAGUUCGUCAACUGACUCUGCCAGCUCUAACGAAUCCUCGCCGUAAUAUCAAAGCCUUGCGGUUACCACCUUUGGCACAGGCGUUUCGGAAUGUCAAUGAAUGCAGUGAAGGCUCCGAUGCUCCUCCUAACGAUAAGCUGCAGGUAGAGACCUUCGAUUCCCAAACCGUAAGACAAUCUAGUUUUAAAUGCAGGGGCCACCAAGACCGGUUCGUCAGCGCGGCAGAGCGUGCGCAGUCUGAUUUGUUGUCAUUAUCUAAUAUUUCCCAAUUAUUUAUUAUGAGAAAACAAGAACUUGAAGGGGGUAGCGGCCAAACCCCAUGUCGAGGUCCAGGACUUGAGGGAGUCAGAUAUCAAUAUGAGGCCCCGUUUAAUAUUUUCCAGGAAAUUCUCAAAAGGCCGGAGCUGGCUUUGCUCGUAACGAGGCAUCUGCGUGUACAGGAGCUUUUGAUUUUAUAUCGUACUUCCAAAGAUUUCCAUCAUGUGGUGAACACUCGCUUUACAACUGUUAUCCAGGCACAGGCGUGCGCACGUGCUCCGGAGGCCGCGAAAAUAUUUCCGCCCCGCUGCUAUGCAAAACUCUGCAUUCCAGACCCAGGUUUACGCCCUCAUCCUGUUGCAAAACGUGCCGCUUUAGGAGAAACUCGAAAAGUUCCAUCCUUCCGCUGGUUGCUCAUGGUAUGUUUUCGCGAAAUGGUCUGCCAUGAGAUUGUCACUAUCCUAGCGGAGGAUGGCGUCCCCGUGCCAGACCGCUGCACAUCAACCAUGAAAAAGAUAUGGCUCCUCAUGGAUAUUCCAGAUAACGCACGGCGAAUAGCACUAGUUCAAAACCACGAGAUAUUCACGGAUGUCGAUCUCUUUUUCGCCACCUUGUUUUUUGUCAAGCUCGACAUGCGCUUCACUGACCCAAUCACUGGUAGUGGGAAGGAUGGUAUGCGCCGCUUGCUACUCGCACAACCUAGCCUUUCCAUGCUAUGGCGGACACUGAAACGGACAGCACUGAUCAGCAAGCUAGACGUCAUGCGGUUAUUCGCCCGUUGGAAGUACCAGCUACGCCAGGAUCAGCGGGGGUUAAGUAUCUUCGGCGUUCCAGCCCAUGAGGUAGGCAUCGUACAAUACCAAUGCUGGGGCCGGACGGGGAAUCGAGUACCGCUGCAGAGACCGGAUGAGCUGCUGCUGAAGGAAUCGAUCCGGAGGGGGUUAGAUUUGCAACAGAGGUAUACGGAUAUGUUUCUGUGGGGGUAUAUUAAUCCUAGGACAAUGCAGGACUACCUGCCUGUGCUGCAUAAGCGGCAGAUGGAGAGGAUGGAAGGAUUGGAGGAGCUGCUUGUGCCUGUAGAGGAUAGGGGGAAGGUGGAGGUUGGGAAAGUUGUUUCGAAAAGGGUUAGGGGGUGAUUUUGAUGCUCUUAAUGCAUUCUUUUUUCUGGUGAUUUUUUCUUGUUCCUUUUUUAUUUGAAUCUCCUAUUCUUCUUGGUUUAUGCGAUUGUUGGCUGGUUAUACUUAAUUGGGUAUGCUUGAAUGGCAUACAAUCACAUGUUGGCUGUGGUACCUGCAUAUGGUAGUUAGUGGGUAGUAAUGAAUAAUAGUUAAUGGCCUGGAUUGCAAGAUAUGAUCUCCUUCGUAUGUCAUAUGUCAUUCCUUUGCCUUAAGACGGACGGGGCUGUGGCAUGUUUAUAGUUAUCAUAGAAUCGCGGUUGAAGGGCC